AUGAAGCUCUUCAACUCCAACAGUCACAUGACUGCCAUUGCAACUACCAUGUUGGCUGCAACUUCUUUCGCUCAACUUAGUAUUCUCUUUGGUGCAUUCAUUGACAUUAAUAUUGGUCUUCCAACUCCACUUCCACCUGCUGAAGUUCAUUGGUGUGACAAAUUCGAAGUUUAUUCCUCAGGAAAGGCUCCUCAAAAGAGAGACACCCUUGAUCUUGAAGAAAAAGACCUUAGUGCUAGUCUUGUCUUGAAGGCUGACUUUGUUGUUUCUGAUGUCUUACCUGUUCUUGAUGAUGUCUACAGAAUUGUUGGUAACUUUGAAACUACUGAUGCAGAUGCUGUCAACAAGGCUCUUGCUCCAGCCUUGGAUAAAAUUGUUGUUUCAAACACUGGUGUUGGCUCUGGUAGCCAAAUCCUUACUUCCAAGGCUGACGUCCAACUUGAUAACAUUGCCAAGUUUUCUUUCGCCUUAGACAUUUCUGUUCUGAGACAACCAAACAACAUCUGUUGUUUGCCUGACGACUUCAAUUUGGCUUACCACUGGAUCCCUAAGGCAAAGAGAGGAUUAGACUUGGAUUUGGAUGUUGACCUUGGUCUUUUCGCUGAUGUUUCUCUUUACACCCUUGCAGUUCCAUCCUUAGCUGACUUACUCCCAAUCAAUCCAUCAGACUUUUUGCACAAAAGAGAUGCUAUUGAAUAUUCAGACAUGAGUGGUGAACUCUACAGCAAGAGAGAUAUUAACAUCAGUAUUGACCUUGCAGCCCAAUUGAAGCUUUGGUCUACUACUGACAACGUUUUACCAAACUUCUGUUUCCCAUGUAACUGUCCAACUUCUCUGUCAAGCGCCGUUUCAUCAGCUUCCAGUACCGUUUCUGAACCAGCAUCUUCUAGCCCCGUUACCGAAACUGGUGCUUCAUCCGCCGAAACCACUCCAGCCUCCAGCGAAACCACCGGUGAAUCCUCCUCUACCGGUAGCUCUGUGACUGACUUAUCCAGUGUUAUUUCCACCACCAGCGCAGUUGUCAGCUCCAACACCGGAGAUGUCUCUUCCGCUACUGCUUCUUCUACAUCUGGCGAUGAUGCUUCAGCUUCAGCUUCAUCUGCUUCUGGUGAUGACUCUUCUGCUACUGCUUCUUCCGCUUCUGGUGACAUUUCUUCUGCCACUGCUUCUGGUGAUGACUCUUCUGCUACUGUUUCUUCCGCUUCUGGUGACAUUUCUUCUGCUACCGCUUCUGGUGAUGAAUCUUCCGCUACCGCUUCUGGUGAUGAAUCUUCUGCUACCGCUUCUGGUGAUGACUCUUCCGCUACUGCUUCCGGUGAUGAAUCUUCUGUUACCGCUUCUGGUGACGGUUCUUCUACUACCUCCACAUCUUUAGCAGCCGACGCUUCUCAAGCAAAGGGUGGAAUUAGCACUGAAACUGCUUAUGGCACAACUGUUGUUACUAUCACUUCAUGCCUGGACCAUGUUUGCACUAAGGUUACCCAACCUGUUCAAAUAAUUGUCACUACAAAUGAAUCCACUUCCUACACCACCUACUGUCCUAUUUCUACCACCUCUGCAGAAGAAGCUGGCGCCGCUCCAACCAGCACUCCAGCUACCACCGAACCAGCUACAUCUACUGCAUUGGCACCAGCUUCCACUGAAGCUGUACCAGUUGUGGCUGAAUCCUCCACUGAAGCCGCACCAAUUGUCUCUGAGUCCUCCACUGUCGCUCCAGCAGUUGUUCCUGAAACUUCCAAGAUUUCCACCACUCAAAUUACCCUUACUAACUCUGGAAGUGCUACUUCUGGUCCUGAAAGUUCCCUGGCUGGUCCUCACGGUUCCGCUCCUGAUGUUGCAACUCUUUCCGAAGGUAUGUCAAACAAGGUCACUGGCUCCUUGGCUUCCAUUCUUGCUAUCAUGGGUGUUUUCAUGCUUUAA
[Candida] anglica is the source of this 1920-nucleotide messenger RNA. The record is from the annotation of a GenBank genome assembly. Lineage: Eukaryota; Fungi; Ascomycota; Pichiomycetes; Serinales; Debaryomycetaceae.